Messenger RNA from Sparassis crispa, 285 nucleotides. RefSeq lists its product as hypothetical. The transcript has a single exon. The record is from RefSeq and is a predicted model, not a curated record. Lineage: Eukaryota; Fungi; Basidiomycota; Agaricomycetes; Polyporales; Sparassidaceae. The coding region runs from base 1 to 285 and encodes 94 amino acids.
AUGGCUGACCUCCCUCCCAUGCUUGCAGCACUUGCUGCCGCCGUUCCUCAAGAAAGCUUCAUGGCCUUACAGCCGAUCCUCGAAGAGCUCCACCACAGGAUCUCUCAGGUAUCUGCCGAGGCCGCUACGACACAGGCAAGCAUUCUGAAUGCUACGCAAAUGCAGAAUAUGUUGCAGAAUGCCUUGUCCACAGCACAUUUCACUGUUCAAGCUCCUCCUCCUCCGCAGACUUCUGCACCAAGCAUCCGUCCUGCGAGUAUUAAGGCCGAUCUACCAAUCUUCUGA